CAUUUUUUUCCUCUCUUUUUUUGUCUCUCUCCAAUUUCAAAUGGGCAAUGCAGCCUCUCCAUGUUUUCUAUCCAUUUCCAUCUCCCACCGCCGCCGUACCUCCGCCGUGAAGCUCAUCUUUUCCAAUGGACCGACCCAAUUCCUUUUCGGGAACCACCAUGUCGCCGGUGAGAUCAUGUUCCAAUUCCCCGACAUGAUGGUCUGCCAUGCCGAAUCCUUCUUCAUCGGUCACCCGAUCCCGUCUUUAGCCAUCAACGACAAGCUUCUCAUAGGCGAAACCUACUUGGUUCUCCCCAUCGAUCGGUUCGCCUCCAUCGACGUUCUCUCUACCUCGUCGCUCGCUAUGAUCGCAGCAGGUAAUGCAUCGGCGGAAAAAUUCUCCGGUCCGUGUCCGUUUGAGUACGUAAGAGGAACAAAUGGGAGAGUUUUGAUUAAGGUGAUGCCGGAGUUUAUCGUUAGGCUAAUAUCUCAGGCUGCAAUGGACGGCGGAGGAGGUGAUGGCGGAGGUGGUGGGUUUCUUUGUAGUACGCCGGAAUUGAAGAAACAUUACGAUCAACUUGUUGGAACGUCAAAAGGGCAAGUUUGGUCGCCGAAAUUGGAGACUAUUUCGGAGUAUAAAAUUAGGUAUUCGCCUUGUAGAUUUGUAGGGUUUAAACUUAAACAAAAAGAAGGCUAAAUAAGUCAUUUCCUUUUUCCUUUUUCUCGUUUUCUGGUUUAAUUGUACAAAAAGAGAGAGAAAUUUGAGUAAUAUUAUCAACUCUUAUUCUUAUUUUUGAAUUUUAUUUGUUGGUUUUGUUGCAAUUUUUUUCUUCUUCCCACCAGAGAGAAAUAACGGUUUCCAGAGUUUGGUUUAAAAAAAAAAACCCCUAUUUUCAAUAGUUUGGAACUAUAUAUGUAUAAUAUA
This is a messenger RNA of Benincasa hispida (wax gourd), 904 nucleotides long. RefSeq names its product DUF4228 domain protein. The record is from RefSeq and is a predicted model, not a curated record. Lineage: Eukaryota; Viridiplantae; Streptophyta; Magnoliopsida; Cucurbitales; Cucurbitaceae.